CUUCCGGCAAGAUGGCGGACCGGGUGCAGCGUAUUUUCUGAGCUCCGUCUGCUUGUCCCAAUUUUACACAUACUUUACAAUCCAACUCAAUUCUAUCUGAUCGUAUGAAUCUCUAAUUCAUCAUACCGACGCUUUAACCAUAAAGUGCUCCGGAAAUUGCAGCAUGAAGAAGAACAAGAAGCUCUCUUCAGCCCGCAGUAGCGCGGAGAUUUACGGCCAUGAUGAUGUUAAGAUGGAUGUCUCUACCGAGAGCUCCAAAAGAAAAGAGCCUUUCUCUCCAGCGAAGAACCCACCAGCAACUAAAAAGAAGGACACUGGGUCAGAGGAAGGUAGGGAAGGAAUGAACGAAGUCCUGAACACUAUAAACCAGCUCACUGGAAAAGUGGACACUCUAGAUGUCCAGCAGCUGUUGGUGAGUAAAGAAGAACUUCCACCUGAGCAGCAGGAGUGGAGCCACAUUCUGGACCAGGAGGACACUAAGCCCCAACACAUUAAAGAAGAACAUGAGGAACUGUGGAUCAGUCAGGAGGAAGAACAGCUUCAAGGACUGGAGGAGGCUGAUACCACCAAGUUCCCCUUCACUCCUGUCUCUGUGAAGAUUGAAGAUGAAGAAGAGAAACCUCAGUCCUCACAGCUUCAUCAGAGACAAACUGAACAGAUGGGAACAGGAGUUAAUGGAGAGGACUGUGGAGGAGCAGAUCCAGAGAGAGACUCAGAUCCAGAUAGACGUUUACAACCAGAGACUGAGGUCGAGACUGAAGACUCUUAUGAACCUGAGACUGAUGACAGUGAUGAUUGGCAAGAGACAGGAGAACAUCUGUCAGAAUUAAACUUGAAAAAUAAGAAAUUAAAGACUUGUAAGAGACCACACAGCUGCUCGGAGUGUGGUAAAAGAUUUAACCAGAAAGGGACUCUGACCAGACACAUGUUAGUUCAUAAAGGAGAGAAACCCUACAGCUGCUCUGAGUGUGGUCAAAGAUUUAACCAGAAAGGGAAUCUGACCAGACACAUGUUAGUUCAUAAAGAAGAGAACCCCUACAGCUGCUCUGAGUGUGGUAAAAGGUUUAACCUAAAAGGGAAUCUGACCACACACAUGUUAGUUCAUAAAGGAGAGAAACCCUUCAGCUGCUCUGUUUGCAGUAAAAGCUUUACCCGAAGACAACAUCUGACCACACACAUGUUAGUUCAUAAAGGAGAGAAAGCCUUCAGCUGCUCUGUUUGCAGUAAAAGCUUUACCCAAAGAGUACAUCUGACCAGACACAUGUUAGUUCAUACAGGAGAGAAAGCGUUCAGCUGCUCUGUUUGCUGUAAAAGCUUUACCCGAAGAGGAAGUCUGACCACACACAUGUUAGUUCAUACAGGAGAGAAAGCCUUCAGCUGCUCUGUUUGCAGUAAAAGCUUUACCCGAAGACAACAUCUGACCACACACAUGUUAGUUCAUACAGGAGAGAAACCCUUCAGCUGCUCUGUUUGCAGUAAAAGCUUUACCCGAAGAGUACAUCUGACCAGACACAUAUUAGUUCAUACAGGAGAGAAACCCUUCAGCUGCUCUGAGUGUGGUAAAAGCUUUACCCAAAGAGGAAAUGUAACCACACACAUGUUAGCUCAUACAGCAGAGAAACCCUUCAGCUGCUCUGAGUGUGGUAAAAGGUUUAGUUCUAAGAGACAAAUGACCAAACACAUGAUGAUUCACACAGGAGAGAAAUGCUAAUCCUGUGCAAUGGUAAAAGUGAUCCAAAGGAUUCCAAGUUAACAACAUCACUAAUGUGUUUUCAUAAGUAUGUAUUGACUAACAGAUGUAUAACUGUUGUUAUAAAGGGAUAUAAGACAAUUCUAUUCACAGGAAUCUGUCUGUACUGUUUUGACUUUUGUGAUGUUUUGUUGCUGACAUAUGAACCAGUAAGUUGGGAUCAGCUGUGAUGUUUGAAUUUAAAGUGUUUAUAUGAAACAGUGUAAGGAUUCUUCUUCUCUCCUGAUAUCUCUUCUUUCUGUCACUCUGUUUCCUUGGAGGCCUCUGUGUUGGGUAGCACAAGUUCUUCAGACAGCUCAUGUGUAACCUUGUAAUAAAUAAACUGAUGUAGAGUGACAAAGACUUUCAUCUACUUGUGUUAUUUUGUGUUGACUGUUUAAAG
Labrus mixtus (cuckoo wrasse) is the source of this 2132-nucleotide messenger RNA. Its product is annotated as gastrula zinc finger protein XlCGF57.1-like. The transcript has 2 exons. Bases 164 to 1711 code for a protein of 515 amino acids. Lineage: Eukaryota; Metazoa; Chordata; Actinopteri; Labriformes; Labridae. Gene Ontology annotation, molecular function: DNA-binding transcription factor activity; RNA polymerase II cis-regulatory region sequence-specific DNA binding. Gene Ontology annotation, biological process: regulation of transcription by RNA polymerase II. The record is from RefSeq and is a predicted model, not a curated record.